AUGCCUGGAUUGACUGCUUCCCACGCCUCCCAUUCAGGGACACGGCGACAUGGUCACACUCCGCCCCCUCGAACGAAACGCGACCUCGGUGGCACCCCCGGGAAUGCUUCAUGGCUGUCGUCCGUCGUCAACCUCCUCAACACCAUCGUCGGCGCGGGCGUGCUAGCGAUGCCUCUCGCCAUGUCACACAUGGGUAUACUGUUGGGAACAAUCGUCAUUAUAUGGGCAGGCGUCACGGCCGGGUUCGGGCUGUACCUGCAGGCGCGAUGUGCGAAAUACCUGGAACGAGGGUCGGCCAGCUUCUUCGCCCUGUCGCAGAUCACGUACCCCAACGCGGCGGUCAUUUUUGACGGCGCCAUCGCCAUCAAGUGCUUCGGUGUCGGGGUCAGCUACUUGAUCAUCAUUGGAGAUCUGAUGCCGGGUGUGGUCCGGGGCUUCGCGGACGAGAGCAGCUUGAGCCCGUUCAUGUUCGACCGGCACUUUUGGAUCACGGCAUUCAUGCUGGUCGUCAUUCCGUUCUCGUUCUUGCGCCGGUUGGACUCGCUCAAGUACACAUCUGUGGUCGCUUUGGUCUCCAUCGGGUACCUGGUGAUUCUGGUCGUGUAUCACUUCGCCGCUCACGACACCCUCCCCAACGGACACUACGAGACGCCGCUGCGCGUCUUCAAGUGGGCCGGAGUCGUGCCUACGCUGUCCUCCUUCCCCGUCAUCGUCUUCGCCUACACGUGCCAUCAGAACAUGUUCAGCAUCCUCAACGAAAUUGCCGACAAUUCGCACUUCCGCACGACUUCGGUGCUCUGCGCGUCCAACGGCACCGCCGGGUUCAUUUACCUCCUCGUCGCCAUCACGGGCUAUCUGUCGUUCGGAAACGAAAUCGGCGGUAACAUCGUUGCACAAUAUGCGCCGGCCGUGUCGACCACCAUCGGCCAGGCCAUGAUUGUGGUUCUCGUCAUGUUCUCGUACCCGCUCCAGGUUCACCCGUGCCGGGCCAGUCUCGACGCGGUACUGAAAUGGCGACCGUCCGACAAGUUGAAGGCGAAACUCCGCUCUGCUUCCGCCACGCCGAGAUCGGUCGAUUCCAGUCCACCGCGAGAUGUUCCCCUCUUGCCCGUGGCCAAGAAACGCAACACGGAAAUGAGCGAGACUCGGUUCGCCGCCAUCACGACCGUCAUCAUCAUCUGUAGCUACAUCGUCGCCAUGACCGUUUCGAAUCUCUCGGCUGUUCUGGCCUAUGUAGGGUCUACGGGGAGUACGUCAAUCUCGUUCAUCCUCCCUGGUUUGUUCUACUACAAGAUUUCUUCGCCCGAUUCGCCUCUCCAUCAACGCCUGCUCAAGGAGGAAGAUGAUUAUGAUUAUGCCGAUUCUGACGCGGCAAACUCUGAUGACGAGGAUGACCAUGACGGCGUUGGUGGUGAGGAACACCAAUCCUUGCUCGCAAACUCAGGACUACUCAGUCUCAGUGGCGUGAGUCUGUUGAAGCGGACCAAGAAUCUACGACGAAAUUUGUUGAGGAGGUUAAGUCUUGCCUUGGCCAUUUAUGGUCUUGUGGUUAUGAUCACCUGUUUGAUCAUGAAUACCUUUUUUCUUGCGACUCAUUGA
This is a messenger RNA of Exophiala spinifera, 1599 nucleotides long. RefSeq lists its product as uncharacterized. Bases 1 to 1599 code for a protein of 532 amino acids. The transcript is spliced from 2 exons. Gene Ontology annotation, biological process: amino acid transmembrane transport. NCBI's taxonomy places the organism in Eukaryota, Fungi, Ascomycota, Eurotiomycetes, Chaetothyriales, Herpotrichiellaceae. Gene Ontology annotation, cellular component: fungal-type vacuole membrane. The record is from RefSeq and is a predicted model, not a curated record. Gene Ontology annotation, molecular function: L-glutamate transmembrane transporter activity; L-lysine transmembrane transporter activity; L-tyrosine transmembrane transporter activity.